AUGCAUACUCGCUUCGCACCGUCUCCUGCCCGCAACGAUUCCGCCGUCGGGAAAGUAAGCCCAUCGACUCGUCGACAAUCGGUCUCCAGGGAUAGGACGAAGCGUUAUGGCAUGUUAUUAGGCGUCGGGGCGGUCGCUGAAUUGCAAAAUAUGUUAAUGGCAGAUACUCGGGAGGCGGGUAGGGCACCGAAUGUUAUACUAGUAACACCCCCUACCCCGCGUCUUGUACCUCGUGGCGAAGACGAUAGCGACGUUCCCGAGCUGGAUUCUGCAACCUCGGGGACUGUAUCCGACGAUGACCAGAGCCUGCUGGACGAGGCUCCUCCAUUGCCGCCGAAGGAUGGUGCAUACAGGACUUGCACUCCCGCCGAGCACAUCGUCAAUUGCUACCGUGCAGGCAUGAGCCCGGAGGAUAUUCAAGACUACGCAGUCAAGACUGAGCAGCAAGUUGGCAACGACAUCGACCUCUUCGGUGACUCCUUCGACAGCAUGUCUAUCUCCUCCGUUGACUCUGGAAUCGCAUUGUCCCCCGACGAGGACUGUUUUGCUCGGAUCAGGAUUGUAGACACGGCCGGCCUCAGUGAAGCUCGAAAUGAAGCCUACAGUCUUUUGAAACAGAGCGGCUUGAAUGAGGACAGUGCUAUCGCCUGUCCCCGAGCGGAUUGCCGCAACGUGGUCCAAGACGUCAAGGCUCUCAUUGCUCAUAUGCAUAUCCACAAUCUCCAUGACCUGUAA
Molecule: messenger RNA, 735 nt
Organism: Pleurotus ostreatus (oyster mushroom)
Lineage: Eukaryota; Fungi; Basidiomycota; Agaricomycetes; Agaricales; Pleurotaceae
Exons: 2
Coding region: 1-735 (244 amino acids)
Source: RefSeq, a predicted model, not a curated record